AGCACCUUUUUAGUGAUGAACCUUGCUCUAAUCUCAGUGUUGAACUAAGUAACAUGUUGAACAAUCGGGGCGUGCGAAUGUCUGUGGAAACGGAGACGGUGGAGGCUGUUUCUCAAGUACAAAUCCAACCAUCCUUUACGAAGAAAACUUCAACGGAAACAAUUCGGUCUAAGAAGCAUUUCAAGAGGCCAAAGGUCAAUUUGCUGACAGAUCGGUCUAAAUCUGCUGUUUUUGCUGCUAAAGUUGCUUCAGCUGUGGAGGAAUGUGCAGACGAUGAAGAGACGGAGAGUUUUGUGUACGACAACAAUGUCAUGCCCAAUAUCGAAGCAGCAAAGCUUUCACCCACAAACUCCACAUCAUCAGCUGCGUCGUCUUUGCGUUUUGCAAUGAAUCGACCACAACACAGCACAUAUGGCGCAACUGAUGUGACAGGAAAUCGAAGCCUUGCAAAUGGUUAUCGAGCCUUCAUGUUUUCCUCUAUACCACUGAACACGGACCUCACAAAUGUCCGUACGAACUGGGCUGCGACUGUUCCGGCGGCCAGUCAUGCAGCCAACUCAAACAUGUUUAGUCCAUACACUCACAAUGCUUACCACCGACCUGCAUAUGCUUUUGGUCAUGUGCGACGUACUUCUCGAACGAUUCCCAUGAUGCUGCGACACUCUUUCAAGUGGCGGAUUGCGUUGGUUCUGGUUGUUUUCGUUUUCUUUGGUCUUCUCAUCUUUCUCCUCUUUCACUGGCUCCCUCCUUUGUUGUGGAAAUUGCGAUCCAUUGGAAGUGGUCGUAGACCUCAUAUGUAUGCAAGGGACGCAUAACCAAAGUUUUUUUUAGGAGAGGCAAUUCAGCCCAAAGGAAUUGCAUUCUCUGAAUAUUUAAUGCUACGCACUUCUGGUUAUUCGCUUGGGCGGAGCCUUUUUAUCUCACACACGCACACACACAUACACGCAUCAACAUACUCAAACACUUUCUCUCUUUAUUUGUUUUCAGUUUCCUUAUUACCCCUUUACUUUUUUGAUUCUUACACACUGAAGUCUUUAUUUCCUUUCAUACACACUUUUCCGCAUAAUAAUACUAACACUGCCGCAUACAAACAUUUUUGCUAAACGUGUUUUAUGUAAAAACUGAGGAACCCUGCUGGUACACAUCUACUGACUGUUCCAUUCGUUCAAACACACAUACACAAAUUUCCAAGGUUAUGGAUGACGAAGGGGAGCACUAUACUUCAAUUACUACGAGUAGGGCAUUAUUCCUCGUUUAUUUAAUGAAUAAGAAAGCACACAUAAAGUUAACGCAAUAGAUUUCAUAUGACGGAGAACGGAA
Molecule: messenger RNA, 1320 nt
Organism: Schizosaccharomyces japonicus yFS275
Lineage: Eukaryota; Fungi; Ascomycota; Schizosaccharomycetes; Schizosaccharomycetales; Schizosaccharomycetaceae
Product: Vac7
Exons: 2
Coding region: 54-815 (253 amino acids)
Source: RefSeq, a predicted model, not a curated record